CGCGCGCUCACUUGUUUCACCAGGGUGUUGUGUUUCCCGCUGUUCAGUAGAGCGCAGAUUUCUCUGGGUGUGGACAGAUCACUUCAGCUCAGGAUCUGACUCCAUUUAAAACUACACGUCUAAUUCAAUCUCUGAAAGCUUCUGAUAGCGCAGAAGGACAUAAAAGACGCAGACUUGGAGUCAGAAGCUCUUCAGGAUCACAUUAUAACGUUUACAUUACGCCAAAAUGUCUCUGCAUAAAGGUAUGCUUCUCCUACUAAUGAUAGUUUUUUUUAGUCUUUUUGGAUGUUCCAAUGCAGACUUCACUUUGAAGGAACAUAGUGGACCCGUCUUUGCUAAAAUGGGAUCUUCUUCUGUUCUGCCAUGUGAACUUUUUCCUGCUUUGAACGCAAAGACCUAUGAAGUUCGUUGGCAUCGACCAAAUAAAAGGGAUAACCCGAUUCUGCUGUAUGAAGAGCAAAAAGUCCAGGAAAAUGCAGGAGAUCCUCAGUACAGAGGCAGAGCUUCUCUGGUUGGAGAUCUGCAGAAAGGGAACGUCUCUCUGAAACUGGAGAACCUCACUUUAGCAGACAGAGGAGAAUACGUGUGCUAUGUUAGGAGUAGCGAAUGGUAUGAUAGUGCCAGUGUCUUCCUGAACAUAACAGCGGUUGGGUCUCUUCCUGUCCUCUCAUUUGCUGAAGUUGGAGAUCAACUGAAUGUUACCUGUGCUUCAGAUAGGUGGUCACCAAUACCCACUCUCAUCUGGAGAGAUGAGAGAGGAAUACAGCUUAAGAACAGUGUUUUUAUGCCCAAAACAGAUUCUGAAGGGUUGGUGAGUGUGAGAUCUUGGCUGAUGUUCUCUCCCUCAGACUCAGAGUGGAUCUCCUGUUCUGUGGGUUUAUCUGAUCAAGAGAUGAGGGAGGGAAGAGUUCUGCCAAUCAAAUCGGCUCCUGCAACAGAACAGGAAUUAGGAGUUUCUUCAGGAUGGAAAGUCUCCUUCAUCAUCUCACUGAUUAUCAAUCUGCUGGUUUUCACUGUAAUGACACUCCUCGUCAUCCCCAAGACCAGAGAUUACAUUUUCUCAAAGGUACGGGAGAUCACUGCAGCAGGUAAGAUUCAGCAUAUUGUCCACAAUAAUUAUUACAAUCAUUCGUUCUUUCUUUCCUUUUUUGGUUAUUUAGAUGAGGAAUCAAAUCUUCUCAGUGAGGUCACUGCUCCAACAAUCCCAGUUUCUACUGUGAAAGGAACUCCGGAAACAACUAAUGAACACAUUCAAAUCCCAGUUCCAGAAAAAAAUGAUAAGGCAACAAACACAGAAAAAGAAAUUCCAGACUGGGAAAUGAUGACUGCCUGCAAAGUUGCUAUCAGGCCAGAUGCAUCAACAAGUUCUCUGGAAGUUGAAGAGAAAAAGAAAAAGAAGUGCAAAUCCGACUUCAAUAAUAAGACGUUAUUUAAUCAUGUUUUGUGUGAGGAGAGAAUCCGCUCAGGACGAUACUACUGGGAGAUAACAGUGCUCACAGAGCUGUUUCCUUCGAACAAACGCAAGAAAUAUGAAUGUCCAUCAUCCUGGUAUGUUGGGGUAACCAAUGAAACAGCAGAGAAAAACAACAGAGUUCCUUUAACUCCACAGAACAGCUACUGGGUUCUUCAGUAUGAUAAAGAGAGAGGAUUUCAUGUUUAUGAUCCCAUUCUGACUUCAGUUCUAGUGAGAGAUCGGUUCUCGAAGCUGGGAGUGUUUUUAGACUGUGAGAGAAACACUCUGUCUUUUUACGACUGUGAUAAAAAGGCUCAUCUCUACACCUUUUAUAACGUAUAUUCUAAACAACCAUUGAUUCCAGUUUUGAGUCCUGGAGACAAAGCUCACAAUACAUUAGCAAUCUCUUAAGAAAACUGUGUGAACUGUAGUGAACUUUAUCUACAACCUGAUGGACAUGCCUCUUCAGGGCAGUCCAAGUCUGGAGAAGCUUUAAUCAGUGUUCAUGAUGGCCAGACUAGCCAGUCACACAAUAUACAACAACAGAAAGAGAGAGACAGGGGAAUGAGAAGGAUGUUAUCCUUCCUUAGAAAGAAAUAGACUGGUAAUGCAUAGUUUUACAGCCCACUACCGAUGGCUAUGGUAUCACCAAUGACUGAACCUACUGCUCCUGAUCAAAAAACACAAGAUUAGAAGGAUGUGCAACUCAGUUCCAUUCCAUGAUUUUUAUUUUGUCACAAUGCAAUUGUUUAAAUUUGGUACACUGGAAGUAAGGGAAUACAUGUAACAUUGUUAUAUAAUCAGGAUAUAUAAAAAAUAACUUAAUUA
Molecule: messenger RNA, 2281 nt
Organism: Astyanax mexicanus (Mexican tetra)
Lineage: Eukaryota; Metazoa; Chordata; Actinopteri; Characiformes; Acestrorhamphidae
Product: butyrophilin subfamily 3 member A1-like
Exons: 12
Coding region: 227-1864 (545 amino acids)
Molecular function (GO): protein binding
Source: RefSeq, a predicted model, not a curated record